Messenger RNA from Pocillopora damicornis (cauliflower coral), 2427 nucleotides. RefSeq lists its product as uncharacterized. The record is from RefSeq and is a predicted model, not a curated record. Lineage: Eukaryota; Metazoa; Cnidaria; Anthozoa; Scleractinia; Pocilloporidae.
UCUUUGUAUUUAGGGUUUUAAUCUGGUCCUGUUUCCGCAAAAGAUCUCAGAAAAGAUCUCCUAAGUUCCACUACUAAAGCUACCAUGCCAAGGCGAUCUUCAAGCAUCAGGAAUUACAGACAGAGUUGACAACAACGAGCGAAUUACUCUGGAAGACCUCUGCAACACCUGCUGGCUGCGAUAACAUUCUUAUUUCAUGACCGUCAACACCUGUGCAGCAAGCACUGAUAGCAGAAUCUUACUUUUGGGCGAGGACGAUAACCUUUGAGAGGCAAAACAGAUCAAGUUUACAAACAUACCUGGCAACUUUCAGUUUAUUGUGGCAUCAGUUUACUGGCUUCAUUUACGGAAGACUUCGAUAAAGAAAUGACUGAACACACGGAUUCAACUGAGCACGAUGCUUUAGCUUCGGUAAAUGCAGAUUUUGUGAACAGUUUAUUGAAUGUAAAGCGGGAGAGAGAUAAAGCGAUAUCCAAUGAGGUGAGAUCGCAGGUGCAAAACGAGUGCAAAGCUUUUGGCGGCGAGGAGUUGGCGAAACAGAAAUGGGACGAUGCAGCAAAAAUGAUCGCUUUUCAGAGAGCGAAGGAGAAAGAAGGAACAGAGAACAGUGAAAGUAAAAGGAACAAGUUACAACAGGAACAGAAGAGAUUGAAGGACGAUUGGAUGCGAGAAGAAACAGAAAAGAAACGGCAGCUGGAAGAACUUCGCCAGGUUGAGAAAAACAAGGCGAAAGAAGAAGCAGAUAAACUGAUUUCUCUGGAAAUGCAAAAACGGAUAGAGACCGAAAUGGCUAAGCAACAAGAAACAAAAGAUGUUUUUGCUAAAGAACAAGAACGUAGAUUACAGGAGGAAGCGAAGCAGGCAGCUGAAGAGCAGAAACGGCUGGAAAAGCAAAAAGAGGUGGAGAGGGAAAAAUUGAAACAUUUGGAACAGGAAAUGGAACGCGCGGAACACGAGCAGAAGCGUAAACUGGAAGAGCAGAAGAAACAGGAAGAAGAUUGGGUUCAGUUUGCACAAGAGAUGAAACAGAAACAAGAGGAAAAAACCAGAGAAGAAGCUGAGAAACAGCGACAAUGGCAGAGGGAUAAACAUAAAGAAAAUGAAGAGAUUAGUCAGUUUGUGGAAAGACGGAAAGCUUUGGAAUCACAGAGAAGGAAAAUGUUUGAUGAGGAAAGGGGCAAGACGUCCGAGGAGGCCCGCUUGUUGGAGUCGGGUGUACGACAACAGUUUUUGGCGAAGCAGGAAAAGGUCAUCACGGAAUUGUUACAAAAUGAUCUGGUGAAGGAUGAGGUCAGAAAGCGAGAGGAAGCGGAGAUAAAGAGAAAAGAGUGCGAAGAGAGAAGGCAAGAAGAUGAUAGGAGAAAGCUAGAGCUUGAAAAGCAGCUAAUGGCUGUGGAGAAGGAAAAGAGGGAAAAAGAGCAAAGGACGAAAGAGGAGGAAUGGAAAAAAUAUCUUGAUCAAUUGAAACAGAAAGAAGAUGAAAAAGUUCAGAGGGAUACUGAACAACAAAAGCGUAUGGCAGAACAGAGAAAAGAGGACGAGCAGAAAGCUGCUGAGAUGGCCGAAACACAACGACGUGCCAGGGAACAACGUCGUAAAGAAGAGCACGAAGCUAUGAAGACUGCGGAAAGACGACGGCUUGAACAAGAGCAGAAACGCAAAGAACUCGAACAAGAACGCGAAGAAUCAAAGAAAAGAGUGUUACUUCAAGAUCAGGAGAAAAGAGAACAAGAAAGAGCCAAGCAAGAACUAGCGAUGCGUAAACAAGAGCAGGAGGAACGGUUGAGAGAAGCUAACAAAGAAAAGCAAGAACAAGAAGCACGAAAGCUUUUAGAAGUUCAGCGAAAGAGGCUUGAACAAAGCGAGACACAAGCUGCUGUGAACGAGGCGGAGCUUCUUGAGCAGAAGAGCAGGAAGGAUGAAAGGUCCAAAGAGGCAAUUGACAGCGGGAAGAUGCUGUUGGAGGAGACUCGCAGGUUAGAAGAGAAGUUUCGGGAAGAGGCGGAGAGGAAGAAACGAGAACACGUGGAAAUGCAGAAGAAGGAGUUACUGGCCAUGAAAGAGGCUGAAAAUGAGCUGAUGAGACGAGCGCAAGCUCUGAAAAAGCAAAGUUCGUUCCACAAUGAUCAGAAAGCUUCUUCUUCAGCUGGUACAGACAACGGAGGAGAUAGAUCACGAGGAGAACGUAAGAAAGGAUUUUUUGCGUCACUUUUUGGGCGUAAAUAAUAGUUAAUCGUUUUGCGUGACAAGAUCGUGGGUCAAAUCACGACAGACAAGUUCCAAAUUUGAAUGCGCUAAACCUUUUAUACCUUAUUAUCAGUACCGAUAUUCUCCAUAAUCCUCUUCAUACAUUUUCUUUGGUACUGACAAGGAGAAUUUGUUUAUCAAUCAAAGCUUGGCUUAGGUUGGUGUUCAUUUCCUUCAUUU